Amborella trichopoda is the source of this 1414-nucleotide messenger RNA. RefSeq names its product TRICHOME BIREFRINGENCE-LIKE 9 (gene TBL9). NCBI's taxonomy places the organism in Eukaryota, Viridiplantae, Streptophyta, Magnoliopsida, Amborellales, Amborellaceae. The record is from RefSeq and is a predicted model, not a curated record. Gene Ontology annotation, cellular component: Golgi apparatus. Gene Ontology annotation, molecular function: O-acetyltransferase activity.
UCUCUCAAUAACUCAUUUUCCUCUAUGCAGUCUCUCUCUCCUGCAUAGAAUGGAAGAUCAACAUCACCAUCGUUGCCAUUGCUUCUUGCCCAUCCCCUCCUAUGGGAGAGAAUUCAUGCUUCCUUUCAUCAUUCUCCUCACGUUCGUUUCGUGCUUUCUGUUUCUAGGCACCCAACCUCUCUCCCUCCUCCGCGAAGUCGCUGCCGAAAAGCUCAGCUUCUUGGCACCGGAUCUCUCCAAUUCAAGUACCAACAGCAAGACUUCUAUGAAUGUCAAUAGUAAAUGUGAUUUCUCUUAUGGCCGGUGGGUUCAAGACGAGAACUACCCAUAUUUCGAUUAUGCAGGAAAUUGUGCAUUUCUCGAUCCUGGCUUUAGGUGCCACGACAAUGGCAGGAAAGACAGGGAUUACCUGAGGUGGAGAUGGCAACCUGCAGGCUGUGAUCUUCCAAGAUUCGAUGGAAAGGAUAUGCUGGAGAGAAGCCGAAAUGGGCGCAUCGUAUUUGCAGGUGACUCCAUAGGAAGGAACCAAUGGGAGUCACUGGUUUGCAUGCUAGCUCAGUUUGUUUCUAACAAAUCAAGCAUUUACGAAGAGAAUGGAAAACCUAUAACAAAACACAAGGGGUAUCUUUCCAUCAAAUUCGAGGAAUAUAACUGCACAGUUGAAUACUACAGACUGCCUUUCCUCAUGCUCACAGGUUCCCCUCCUAAGAAUUCCUCCGUUAAGGUCAGAAGUGCAAUCAGAAUUGAUAAGCUCCAUUGGUGGUCAUCUGGGUGGGUGGGCUCAGACCUUCUCGUUUUCAAUGCUGGGCAUUGGUGGAACCAUGAGAAAACCCAAAAAAUGGGUUGCUACUUUCAAGAAGGAGAAGCUAUCAACAUGACAAUGGAUGUCAAAGAUGCUUUCCGCAAGUCCUUGCAGACAUGGAAGCAAUGGGUAGUUCACAAUUUGAACACUCAAGGGAGCCAUGUUUUCUUCCGAAGCUACUCUCCGGUACAUUUCAGCAGAGGUGGAACAUGGAAUGAUGGAGGUCAGUGUCAUGCUAAUACUCAGCCAGAGACUAAUUUAACAGAACUGGAAAGGGAGCCAUGGAAUAACCAAGUCAUAUCAGAAACUAUUGAGCACAUCAAAUAUGUCAAAAGAAAUGUGCAUUUUUUGAACAUCACAUACUUGACAGAGUUCAGGAAAGAUGGUCAUCCAUCAAUACAUAGAGAGGAAGGCAUACCUCCAAUCCAGCAAGACUGUAGCCACUGGUGCCUUCCUGGAGUGCCUGACACUUGGAAUGAGCUCCUCUAUGCCAACUUGUUGUCAAAUGGCUAUAGGACAGAUACAAACAAUACAAGGAAAAGUUGAGACUACAUGUAAACAGUAUCAACAUUUUACACGAAUUCAACCAAUCAGCCCAUCAAUUGCCUCAUG